AUGAACAAGAUGCUCUCGAAUAGAUUCCCCUAUAUUAUUGUGAACAAUAAAAAUUAUCAAAAAAUAUGUAAGAUUCAUACCACAUCCUUCAGCAACACAGCUUUUAAAGCUGGUGAUAAAAUUAGAAUUCAAAAAACAUUAACACAGAAAGAUUUGGAUGCAUUCUCAAAUUUGACUGGGGAUCAUAAUUAUCUCCAUCAGAACAGCGGAAACGUAAGGCCAAUUGUACAUGGAGCAUUACUGAAUGGCUUAGUGGCCGGACUCAUUGGUACACAUUUACCAGGACCCGGCACAGUACUUGUAUCGCAAACAAUGAAAUUCCCAAACAAAUGUUUUGUUGGAGAAAAACUUACGAUAAGCGUCGAACUUGUUGAUGUCAGAAAAAUACUCAAAGUGAAAUUUUUUUGUAUUGUGGAAGAAGAAAAGAAAGUUGUAUUUGAAGGCGAAGCUAAAUUAAUUUUAGCUAAAGACUCUUAA
Bombyx mandarina (wild silkworm) is the source of this 477-nucleotide messenger RNA. Its product is annotated as armadillo repeat-containing protein 7. Gene Ontology annotation, cellular component: mitochondrion. Gene Ontology annotation, biological process: fatty acid biosynthetic process. Lineage: Eukaryota; Metazoa; Arthropoda; Insecta; Lepidoptera; Bombycidae. Gene Ontology annotation, molecular function: (3R)-hydroxyacyl-[acyl-carrier-protein] dehydratase activity. The record is from RefSeq and is a predicted model, not a curated record.